AUGAAUGUUUGGUUUGAAGAGACUUUGCAAGCCUUGGGGUUAGACGACACUUUAACACCCGAUGAGGAGUUUGGGUAUAUUGGUGGCAGACAUCAUGUCUCAGAUAAUGUCGGUUUUAGAACUCCGGGUGAUAUGGGUAACUGUGCUCCGAGCACUGUUAGGGUAGGUCAGGCUGCCGGCCCAUCCUGCUUUCCAGGGGGGCAGGCAGGCUAUCCCCAGUGUGGGAGGGGGGUUUGGCAGGGUACAGUAUGGGAGCCAGAGGUCACUGUGGCACACUCUGUUGUGCCUGGGCCAGCCAGUAGUAUUCAGCCAGGGGUGUCCCCCGGGUCUUCGGUUAGAUGCAGUUCACCAGUUGGUUAUAGGGAAUUUGUCCCGCCCAGCGAUUAUGUAGGGGUCCCCAUGUCACGUCGUUCCCAUGUGGCCCUUACCCGUCAGUGUGACCCAACUGUUAGGGAUGUUCCUGUCGACCGAGGGCCUGAGGAUACCAUUGGAGUCACCCCGUUGCACCCGCCUCAUGUUCAGGGGGACCUGAGACCCCACCUGCUAGACCUGGAUUCCCCCAUCACCCCUUCCCCCUCCAACCCCAUGCCCGGCGGGCCUGUCAGGCCUGCAUACCAGCCCACACCCCAGCCCUGUAGCUAUUGCCCUACUAGUUCCACCACCCAUCCCCAGGACCCUGCUAAUGUAAGCCAAGGGCAGCUUGUGGAUUUGCCACAUGCACCCCAGAUUGUUGAUUUUCAACCCCUAGCUUCACUUGCUCAGCCUACCCCCGCCCCUGGGAAUAGUAACUCAAUGUCAGGUAGUAGGCCCCCUCAUUGGGUGCCUCGCCAUCCUCCCCCUGGGGGGGAGUACCUUGCCACUAGGGUCCAGGAGUCCUUGGUCCGUACCUCACAGGGAUCCUUUGGUGUGCGCAUGUGCACUGCUGUAACCCAGCCGGUUGCACCCAGCUGUUAUUACCCCAACCCCAGCCCCGGGAUGAUCAGUAUUUAA
Magallana angulata is the source of this 990-nucleotide messenger RNA. RefSeq lists its product as uncharacterized. The record is from RefSeq and is a predicted model, not a curated record. Lineage: Eukaryota; Metazoa; Mollusca; Bivalvia; Ostreida; Ostreidae. The transcript has a single exon. The coding region runs from base 1 to 990 and encodes 329 amino acids.